AUGGAACCCGUGACGUUGGACGUGUGGUGGUACUACAUGCUCGAACUAGGAUUCUAUUUCUCCUUGUCCGUGACGCUGAUGUUCGACGUGAAGAGGAAAGACUUCCUGGCACAGAUGACCCACCACGUGGUCACCAUCAGCCUCUUGAUGGGAUCCUGGAUCAACGGCGCCACUCGGGUUGGCUCCCUCAUCCUUCUCGUCCACGACUGCGCUGACGUCUUCCUCGAGUGUGGGAAAUUGAUGAAGUACUUCCACAUAUCGGAAAAAAUUAUUCAUACAGUGUUCGUCAUGUUCUUAGUAACAUGGGUCCUCACCCGAAUCAUCUACUUCCCACUCUACAUCAUCAUCCCGAUAACUCAAGGUUUGCUCGACUGGGAUCGAGAGCGCCAUGGUAGCUGCUUCGCCUCCAAUGUCAUCGUCAUCCUUCUCUGGUCCCUCUUCGGCCUCCACCUCUACUGGACUGUUCUCAUUCUUCAAAUUGUCUACAAAUCUGCCAUUCUCAAGGUCUGCUUCUCCACAUGCCUCAUAGAGUUUCGAUAUGUUUUCACCGACAAGGAGGUCAACGACUGCCGGAGCGAAGACGAAGAUUCCGACGAUGACAAUGAAGUCAGAUAUAAAAAAUCAAAAUGACUCGCAACUAUAAAUCUCCUGAAGUUGACUUCCAAGACCAUUGCCCUUGCAAUCUCUGGGGAAGGAACAAAUGGUAGAGUUAUCAAACACAAAGCUGCAUCAAGUCAUCUACGAAUAGUGCACCGAGAUACUGACGAUCCACUUCAGUUGCAAAUAAAAGUAAUAUAUUCUAAGCUUAC
This is a messenger RNA of Darwinula stevensoni, 809 nucleotides long. NCBI's taxonomy places the organism in Eukaryota, Metazoa, Arthropoda, Ostracoda, Podocopida, Darwinulidae. The record is from the annotation of a GenBank genome assembly.